Molecule: messenger RNA, 1230 nt
Organism: Schistocerca americana (American grasshopper)
Lineage: Eukaryota; Metazoa; Arthropoda; Insecta; Orthoptera; Acrididae
Product: 52 kDa repressor of the inhibitor of the protein kinase-like
Exons: 1
Coding region: 1-1230 (409 amino acids)
Source: RefSeq, a predicted model, not a curated record
AUGCAACAAGAGGUUUAUUUUGUAAAUACUAUCCGUUUUUUGCUACUGGAUGCGUUGGCGGAGGUAAAAAAACUGCUUGUGACCAAACCGCUGACAAACUUCAAGGAUAUUGCAGGGCAGAAUGGCGAUUUGGAAGCACAUGCCAGUCACAUUUACCACAGAAGAGCAGUAGAACAGGAGAAUGCAUUCCUCAAUACGUUCAAUAAACCUCACUUGGAAGUAAUCAACAGUGUACACCAACAGCGCAGCAAAGAGGUGGAAGGAAACAGGGAGCGACUUCGUCCUAUAGUCGAAACGGUUAUUUUCCUUGGGCGGCAAAAUCUACCAUUCCGUGGACACAGAGAUGAUGGACAGAUAUUUCAUAAACUGGCAAAUUUCGAGAGCUCCAUUGUUGCUGUGAACGAAGGAAAUUUUAGAGAACUGCUAAGAUUUAGUGUGUCUGCUGGUGAUAUAAAACUGGAGCAAUACCUGCAGUCAUCUUCGUCAAAUGCUACAUAUCUUUGUAAGACAACUCAAAAUGCUCUCAUUUCAUGCUGUGGGAAAGAGAUUUCAGAGCAAAUUUUGAGUAACUUACUCUCAUCACAAUAUUAUUUAAUACUUUUUGACGAGACAGCAGAUGCUUCUAACUCAUCUCAGCUGAGCCUUACGUUACGAUACUUACUUAACUGUAAUAUCCGUGAGGAUUUCAUUAGUUUCGUUGAUGCGUUUGUAGAACUUGGUCAUACGAAUUUCGAAGAUGACUAUCAGUCUGAUGAAGAAGAUCGGAAAGAAUCCAGGAAGCUAGUUAACACAGAAGAAAAGGUAGAUGGAACUUCCACAGCUAAGGAGUUAUCGUUGACUGGUAAGGCCAUUGGUAAAAUUGUCCUGUACCAGCUGAAGAAUAGGCUCAAACUUCCAUUGGAACGUUGUAUUGGCUGUGGAACGGACAGAUGUGCUGUUAUGCUUUCCGAAGUUCGAGGUGCUGCCACUGAAGUACAGAAGGAGACCAAGAACGCUGUUAAGACACCAUGCUAUUACCACAGACUAAAUAACUCUAUAUCCUAUAGUUCCAAGGUUCCUGCUGUUCGGGACGCUAUAUCAGUAAUGAAAGAGGUCAUUAAUUUCUUCAAGACACACCCUAAAAGAAAAAGUUUCUUAAUGAACAACUUGGGUUGUGCACUCACAUCACUUUGUGAUACCCGGUGGGUAGAGAGGCAUACAGUGUACUUCAGUUUUCAGCUGAUCUUGUAA